This is a messenger RNA of Anolis carolinensis (green anole), 4102 nucleotides long. It is a transcript of the gene mark3, whose product is annotated as microtubule affinity regulating kinase 3. Gene Ontology annotation, molecular function: protein serine/threonine kinase activity; ATP binding; tau-protein kinase activity. Bases 811 to 3360 code for a protein of 849 amino acids. Gene Ontology annotation, biological process: protein phosphorylation; microtubule cytoskeleton organization; intracellular signal transduction. NCBI's taxonomy places the organism in Eukaryota, Metazoa, Chordata, Lepidosauria, Squamata, Anolidae. Gene Ontology annotation, cellular component: cytoplasm; plasma membrane. The record is from RefSeq and is a predicted model, not a curated record. The transcript is spliced from 21 exons.
CACGUCGGCGCAGAGGAAGCCGGGCGGCCAUCUUGGAUCAUCCGGCACUCUCGCUGAAGGAGGGAGGGAAGCGGGGAAGGAAGGAGGGAGCGGGCUGGCUGGCUGUCUCAGAGGCGGGCCGGGGCCUUUCCUUUCUCCCUCUCGCACCGGAUUGAAGCAUGGGAGUCUAGGCCCGGUGAAGCCUAGGAAAGGCGGAGGGGCGGACGGAAGCCUCCGAGGGACAAUCCUGGUGCCCAGCAGAGAGGGCCAUUCUUUUUCCUCCCUCCUUCCUUCCCCCUCCCCUUCCCCCUUUCCUUAGAGCACUGCAGGGCCUUCUUUCCUUCCUUCCUUCCCUGAGAGCUGCUUCCCAUUCUCCCCCUCUUUUCCUAAUCCUAAUACAUUCACCCUUCGUCCCUCCUUGCCUUGCCUUGCCUUACCUCCAUGAGAGCCCCUCUCCCCUUUAAUCCUCCUUCUCCACCUUCUCAGGAGCCUAAUCUCCCUGUGGGAUGAUCCCCGAAGGCUCCCGAAUGCUUCUCAAUCAGGCUGGAAUAUAAAUGAGACAGGGGGCUCCUCUUCGUGGAAGAGGAGGAAGAGGCGGCCCAGAAAUCACCCCCCACAUCUCACUCCUUUUUUUCCCCUUGAUGGUGGCAACUCCUAACCGCUGUCAAUCAUGCUGUAAACCUAUUCUUUUCUUGUAAAUAUCUAUCUAUAUAUUUAGGGGAGGAGGAGGGCGUUAGGAUUUUUUUUAUCUCCCCCCCCCCUUAUUUUUUAUAUAUAAUAAUAAUUAUCACUGGGUUUUGCCAUCGCAAACGGGGCUUCAGCACAAAGUGAAUGAAAAUGUCCACCAGAACUCCAUUGCCCACCGUGAAUGAGCGGGACACUGAAAAUGAUGCCGGAACUUCAGUAGGGGAAAGCUUUUGUGAAAAGCACACCUCUCAUGGUGAAGGACGGCAGGAAGUUUCCUCUCGAACUAGUCGCUCUGGGGCCCGCUGCAGAAAUUCUAUAGCUUCCUGCACAGAUGAACAACCCCAUAUUGGGAACUACCGACUCCUUAAAACAAUUGGAAAGGGGAAUUUUGCAAAAGUAAAGCUGGCAAGACACAUCCUUACUGGCAGAGAGGUUGCAAUAAAAAUUAUUGAUAAAACUCAAUUGAAUCCAACUAGUCUACAGAAGCUUUUCAGGGAAGUAAGGAUAAUGAAGAUUUUAAAUCAUCCCAAUAUAGUUAAAUUAUUUGAAGUAAUUGAAACAGAAAAAACACUCUACUUAAUCAUGGAGUAUGCAAGUGGAGGGGAGGUGUUCGACUAUCUAGUUGCACAUGGAAGAAUGAAGGAAAAGGAGGCAAGAGCCAAAUUUAGACAAAUAGUAUCUGCAGUGCAGUAUUGCCACCAAAAGCAUAUUGUUCACAGAGAUCUCAAGGCUGAAAAUCUUUUGCUUGACGCAGAUAUGAACAUUAAAAUAGCCGAUUUUGGUUUUAGCAACGAGUUUACAGUUGGAAAUAAACUGGACACAUUUUGUGGCAGCCCUCCUUAUGCUGCUCCAGAGCUCUUCCAAGGCAAGAAGUAUGAUGGACCUGAAGUAGAUGUUUGGAGUUUGGGUGUUAUUCUUUAUACUCUUGUGAGCGGAUCUUUGCCUUUCGAUGGGCAAAAUCUAAAGGAACUGAGAGAGAGAGUGCUGAGAGGAAAAUACAGGAUUCCUUUCUACAUGUCAACAGACUGUGAAAACCUACUAAAACGUUUUCUGGUGCUAAACCCAACCAAAAGAGGCACUCUUGAGCAAAUCAUGAAGGACAGAUGGAUCAAUGCAGGGCAUGAGGAUGAUGAACUUAAACCUUUUGUUGAACCAGAGCUAGACAUCUCGGACCAGAAAAGAAUAGACAUUAUGGUUGGAAUGGGAUAUUCUCAAGAAGAAAUACAGGAAUCUCUUAGUAAAAUGAAAUAUGAUGAAAUCACUGCUACGUAUUUGCUACUAGGAAGGAAAUCAUCAGAAUUGGAUGCAAGUGACUCAAGCUCUAGCAGCAAUCUUUCACUCGCUAAGGUCAGGCCAAGUAGUGACCUAAACAACAGCACUGGACAGUCUCCACACCACAAAGUACAGAGAAGUAUAUCUUCCAGCCAGAAGCAACGACGCUACAGUGACCAUGCUGGUCCAUCUAUCCCUCCAGCAGUGGCAUAUCCAAAAAGAAGUCAGACUAGCACUGCAGACAGUGACCUCAAAGAAGAAGGGACUCAAUCACGGAAAUCUAGCAGCAGUGCUGCUGGGGGAAGAGGAAUAGCUCCUGCUAGCCCCAUGCUUGGAAAUGCCAGCAAUCCGAAUAAGGCUGAUAUUCCUGACCGUAAGAGAAGCUCUGCUGCACCCAGUCUCUUCUGUCGUUCCUGGAAAAUUGAUCAGUGGCUUGGGCCUAUCUCCACACUCUUUCUCUAUAAAGACAGAGGCAAAAAUAAUACUGCACCUGGAGCAAUGACACGACGGAAUACAUAUGUCUGUAGUGAAAGGGCAACUACAGACAGACAUUCAGUCAUUCAAAAUGGCAAGGAGAGCAGCCUGACUGAAACGUUCGUUUAUGCAGCUAGCCCUGAUACGCUUUAUGCCACGUCCUCCACCUGUGUUCGACUGCGACAUCAGAAGUCCAUGUCCAUGUCAGCCUCUAUGCAUGCGAAGAUGAUGUUACCUUCAUUAAUCAAUGGCACAGAUAACCUCAGGUCUAUUGCUAUUCCCGACCAGAGGACGCCAGUAGCUUCUACUCACAGUAUCAGUAGUGCAACAACGCCUGACCGCAUCCGCUUCCCAAGAGGAACUGCCAGCCGUAGCACGUUCCAUGGCCAACUUAGAGAACGGCGUACGGCCACUUACAAUGGACCCCCUGCAUCACCUAGUCUAUCGCAUGAAGCAACACCACUCUCACAAACACGAAGUAGGGGCUCCACUAACUUGUUCAGUAAAUUGACAUCAAAGCUUACAAGAAGAAACAUGUCAUUCAGGUUUAUCAAAAGGCUUCCAACUGAAUAUGAGAGGAACGGGAGAUAUGAGGGCUCAAGUCGUAACGUUUCUGUUGAUCAGAAGGAUGACAACAAAGAAGCCAAGCCCCGUUCACUACGAUUUACUUGGAGCAUGAAAACUACCAGCUCCAUGGAUCCAAAUGACAUGAUGAGGGAAAUCCGUAAGGUCCUGGAUGCCAACAACUGUGAUUAUGAACAGAGGGAGCGCUUCUUGCUUUUCUGUGUCCAUGGGGACGGUCAUGCAGAAAACCUGGUGCAAUGGGAGAUGGAGGUGUGUAAGCUGCCAAGACUGUCACUGAACGGAGUCCGCUUUAAACGGAUAUCGGGAACAUCCAUAGCAUUUAAAAACAUUGCUUCCAAAAUUGCCAACGAAUUAAAGCUGUAAUGAGAAGAGCAAUCAAGUUUGUAAAUUUAAAGUAGCAAUUUCAAGUGGUUUUUUUUUUGAGAGAACAUCAAUGAAAAUGUAUAGAAUAAUAUUUAGGGCAAUAACUUCUGCAUCUUCUGAAUCAUGAUAUUAAAGCAAACAAACAGUUGAGACAAGCUGCUGAGCUGGGAAGGGAGAGUUGGACUUUUUUUUAUAAGUGCACUACAGCAUUAAAGUUGCCUACUAUGUAAAAUAUUAUUUCCUUCUGCUUUAUUUACAGAGCUCUUGAGUCUUGGCGAACAAUCUGAAACACACAAUAUAUACAUUUGAGUAUUCCUCCUGUUUGUGUGGAUGUGUGAAUGUACAGUAUGUGUGUAUAAUUAUAAUAUAAAAGUAUUAUAUGUAAACAAUUCAUUUAUAGCAUCGAAACUGUACCAGUCCCUCUGUUGAGGCUAAUUUUGGUGCUAAAAUCGAAAUGGCCAAGGUGGAAACACUUGAAAAUAAUUGAUUAGUUAACCAGUAAAUGCAGGUUUUACAAUUCACUGCUGUGUUUAAGUUUAGUAUGAAGAGUUUUGGCUUAUGGUUGUGAACAUUAUUCCUGUGGGGAUUUUUCAUUUGCUUUCAUGAGAUAAUUCAAAACUCAUGUUGUUGUUUUUUUUCCAGGUCUUGCAUUCUUUCUCCCACCUAUUUAUUAUUAUUUAAGUCUGAAAUCAAAUUAAAACUACACAUUUGUGAUAAUUAAAAUUGUGGGGAAAUGCUUCAA